GAAAACCAAGUAAUGGCAUUAAAAGAGAAAGGUAUUUGUGCUGAAUUUCUCUCCUCAACAAUAUCAACUGAGGCAAAAAAUAAGAUUCAUGACGAUCUUGAUUCUGGAAAACCCUCUACAAGGCUGCUAUAUGUGACUCCAGAGUUGAUAGCAACAGCGGGGUUUAUGCCAAAGCUGAAAAAGAUUUACGCUAGGGGGCUGCUAAGUCUCAUUGCCAUAGAUGAGGCACAUUGCAUCUCAAGUUGGGGCCAUGAUUUCAGACCAAGUUACCGUCAACUUUCAUUGUUGAGAAGCCACCUACCAGAUGUUCCAAUAUUAGCUCUAACUGCUACUGCUGCUCCUAAGGUUCAGAAGGAUGUUGUACAGUCUUUGCAUUUGCAAAAUCCAUUAAUUCUUAAAUCUUCUUUUAACCGUCCUAAUAUCUAUUAUGAAGUUCGAUAUAAAGAUCUUCUGGAUGAUGCUUAUGCCGAUUUAUCUAAUACAUUAAAAUCUAAGGGAGAUGUUUGUGCAAUAGUUUACUGUCUUGAACGUUCAAUGUGUGAUGAAUUGUCAGCUCAUCUAUCCCAAAAUGGCAUUUCCUGUGCUGCUUAUCAUGCAGGAUUGAAUAAGAAAAUGCGAACGUCUGUGUUAGAUGAGUGGAUUUCUUCCAAAAUACAAGUUGUUGUUGCCACUGUUGCUUUCGGGUAUGGGAUUGAUAGAAAGGAUGUAAGAAUUGUAUGCCACUUCAAUAUUCCCAAGUCAAUGGAAGGAUUUUAUCAAGAGUCAGGCAGAGCAGGUCGUGAUCAACUGCCCUGUACAAGUCUGCUGUACUACGGGGUAGAUGAUCGCAAAAGAAUGGAAUUCAUAUUAAGAAAUUCAGGAAGCAAGAAAUCCCAAUCAUCUACUUCACAGGAAGAAUCAUCAAAAAAGUCAAUGGCUGACUUUACCCAGAUGGUUGAAUAUUGUGAAGGAUCUGGAUGUCGUAGGAAAAGGAUUCUCGAGAGUUUUGGGGAGAAGGUUACUGCAUCCCUGUGUGAAAAAACAUGUGAUGCUUGCAGACAUCCAAACUUAGUUGCCCGAAAUUUGGAGGAUCUGACAACUGCCAUUGCUCUGCGCCAGAAAGGCGGUUCUUCUCGAAUUUUCAUCACCAGUUCUUCUGAUGCAAUCAACGGAGAACAGUUAUCUGAAUUCUGGAAUCGUGGUGAUGAAGCAAUUGGCUCAGAUGAUGAUAUAUCUGACUCCGAUGAUGGUAAUGAGGUUGUCAACAACCUAACCAAGUCAAAGCUUCAUUCUAGAGUGGGAGUAAAUGAAAAGCUUGCUAUGUUAGAACGUGCAGAAGAAAACUUCUAUCGAAAUGAGAAAGCUAAGAAACAGAGUAAAGUUGACAAGAAUGCUAUUUCUGAUGCAAUGCGAGAAUCAAGCAGGCAAAGAUUACAAAAUGCUCUGAAACAGGCUCAGCAGCGACUUGACAACUUAAAGAUUGAGUUGGAGACAUCAGCAUCUUUCCUUGAAGAUGAAUGCUACAAGAAAUAUAGCAAAACUGGCAAAUCAUUCUAUUAUUCACAAGUGGCGAGCACGGUUAGGUGGCUGGCAACGACAAGUUCUGUUGAUAUGUUGAACCGACUUGGCACAAUGAAGGAAUCUACAUCAAUGGAUGCUGUUCCUGAAGCUGAAGGUCGCACCCCACCACAUGCUAUAGAUCAUUCUGGAAAGGAAGGUACAAGUAAUGAACUCUCGGGCAAUGCUCAGUCAGAAAUUUUGCCUUGCGGUGACAGGGGCAUGCCAGUAGAAAGUUCUUCCGUUAAUACAAAGCUGCCACAGAUUCCGUCGUUCUAUGAAUUUGUUAAUAGUAGGAAAACAAAAGGUGACCAAUUAGAUGACACAAAAAAGAACUCAUCUAGAGUAGAAAAGAAAAUGAGAGUACAGUAGAUUGACGCUUGUAGUUACUAUUGGUCUUGAUUAUAGUCACAAAAAUGUGUCAAAUGCCAACUAUUGUUGUCGCAAAGAAAGUUAGAAUUUUGGUUUCAAUCAUUUUCGAGCUCUUGUUUGAAAAUGGAUGUUAAAAUUCCAUUCGAGUCUUUAAACCACCCUUGAAGCAGCUUUUUUGUUGGGGUUAAGCUUUGCAAAGAGCUUGUCAAGAGAAAUAAUCCAUGUUCCUUUCCAUUAUAGAAAAACUACAUGGACCGGUG
Molecule: messenger RNA, 2168 nt
Organism: Arachis duranensis
Lineage: Eukaryota; Viridiplantae; Streptophyta; Magnoliopsida; Fabales; Fabaceae
Product: ATP-dependent DNA helicase Q-like 3
Exons: 15
Coding region: 13-1908 (631 amino acids)
Biological process (GO): double-strand break repair via homologous recombination
Cellular component (GO): chromosome; cytoplasm
Molecular function (GO): nucleic acid binding; four-way junction helicase activity; 3'-5' DNA helicase activity
Source: RefSeq, a predicted model, not a curated record